This is a messenger RNA of Xenia sp. Carnegie-2017, 4015 nucleotides long. RefSeq lists its product as uncharacterized. Gene Ontology annotation, molecular function: zinc ion binding; metallocarboxypeptidase activity. NCBI's taxonomy places the organism in Eukaryota, Metazoa, Cnidaria, Anthozoa, Malacalcyonacea, Xeniidae. Gene Ontology annotation, biological process: proteolysis. The transcript has 13 exons. The coding region runs from base 176 to 3847 and encodes 1223 amino acids. The record is from RefSeq and is a predicted model, not a curated record.
ACAUGAAUGCUUUAGCUCAUCGUGUAUGCUACACAUAUUCAUAUGAAAUGAACACUGAAAUAAAUACGACAAUGUACAUAAAAUGAUUAUGAAAUAUAUUAGUUUAUACAGACGGUUUUCCAAGUAAAUAUACCCGUCUACUUGGUUUUCGUGAUCAAGUUUAUAUUAUCCGUGUAUGAGUGGACGGGUAUUCUGCCAUCGCUCCUAUUUUAUUUCCUUCAAGGCAAGAGCAAGAAUCAUGAACAAAAUCCUUAAAGCUCUGUUCGUCUUUGGACUUAUAACUACAACGUAUAUCAAUGCUUCGGUGAAAUUUAUACAUCACAAUUAUGAAGAAAUGACAAAAGUCUUGAAAAACUAUUCCAAAUCUUGUGCGAACAUCUCAAGACUUCACAGCAUAGGAAGAUCGGUAGAAGGUCGGGAACUUUGGGUUUUUGAAAUUUCUGAUAAUCCUGGAAAACACGAGUUGACAGAACCAGAAUUCAAAUACGUUGGUAACAUGCAUGGUAACGAGGUUGUUGGUAGAGAAUUAUUACUACAUCUCAUUGCAUUGUUAUGUGAUAAUUACGGAAUAGAUCCAAUGUUAACCAAGCUAGUUAAUAGUACACGAAUGCAUAUACUGCCAUCCAUGAAUCCGGAUGGUUAUGAAAUGUCUUACGAAGGUGAUUGCACGGGUAUCACUGGUAGAAGAAAUGCAGAUAAUAUUGAUUUAAACAGAAACUUCCCAGAUCGCUACCGAAAGACGAAGGACCCACCGGAAACUGAGACAAAGUUACUCAUGAAAUGGAUUCGAUCCAAUCCAUUCGUACUAUCAGCGAACCUUCACGGAGGAUCAGUGGUAGCUAAUUAUCCUCUUGAUGACUAUCCUCCUUAUUCACGUGACAGUAGCACACCUGAUAAUGACGUCUUUAAAGAAAUUGCGUUGACUUACUCCAUGAACCACGCCACAAUGCAUCUCGGGCGUCCCUGCGCUGGUUACCCGGAUGAAAAGUUUAAGCUUGGUAUCACGAAUGGCGCACAAUGGUAUAGUGUUGAAGGAGGAAUGCAGGACUACAACUACUUUAACAGUAACUGUUUUGAAAUCACGCUGGAGUUGAGUUGCUGUAAGUUCCCAUACGCCAGAGAGCUCGAAAAAUACUGGAUGGACAACAAGAAAGCUUUACUAGCGUUAAUAAAUAAGGUACAUUCGGGAAUAUAUGGUACAGUAAGGGACCUCAACGGUAAUCUGAUUAAAGGCGCAUUAAUAGAAGUCAAAGACGGACGUAAGAUAAUAAAAGUAACUGACCACGGUGAUUACUGGCGUUUGUUAAAUCCAGGAACUUACAAGGUUGAAGCGUCGCUCCCUGGGGGUCGUGGGAAAGUUUCAAAAAGCGUUAAGGUCGGUGCAAAGUCUUCUAGCAGAGUGGAUUUUGUACUCGAGUUACAGAGGGUGACAAAAUAUACAGUACUCGGACAGAAUCAAUUUCAUAAAUCAACAUCGCAACCAUCAGUUGUCGCCAUUGUAUUUUUAUCUGUAGCAGGAGUGUUACUGGUUGUUAUUGUGAUUAUGGUGUUGUACUAUCAUAAGUCACGUCACAACUAUAACUACUCAAAAAUGGAUUUUCCUGAAUCGUGUGGACUGAACACUCAUCUUUCUUCUAACAUAACUAAAAUAGAUCUGACAGAGAGAAACGAUACAUGGUCAACAAGGGAUCUGACAUAUGGAGACAACGAGUUCUGUGGUCCAAAGCCAACACUUAUAUCCAUAGAUCAUCCCUCGUAUCGCCAUAUUCCUUAUUAUGUGACACUGUACAGAUGUGGUGGCUCCGUUAAUUACCAAUCUCCUAGCUUCAAGAUCUGUGCAGCUAGUAAAAUCUGUGACGUUAGCAUUCAGCUGCGGAACCUGGACACAGACCAACGUAAAACUAUCGUUGAAAAAAACCAUACUUCAUGUGCACCUCAGUGCGCAAACAAUAAAAGCAUGUGCAAUCUGGUUUUGGAAGAAUGGAAUUCGAGGGAAUGCACGUGCGAUUGCAAGUUUCCGAAUGGUCCGCCCGAACCAUGUCCAACUCGAUUUAAAUGGAGCCCUUCCACUUGCAAAUGUCAAUGCAAUAAUGAAGAGAGUCAGGCAUUUCGAUGCAGCGAAGAAGGAAAGUCGUGGAGUGCUGAAAAUGUGCUUGCGAAUGCUCACCACGCACCAUUCAAAGAUGUUUACGGACAGGUAGAGAGAUUGAUGAAACUACAUGUCGCUGUAAAGCAAGAAAUCCUGUGUCUGGUUUCCAAAAAGCACGAGGUAAAGAGAAAGGAAUCUCAAAGAUUGUAUUUGUCUUGGCAUUACUUGGGAAUUGUUGUUGCUAGUUUUAUAUUCGUUUGUCUAUUAUGGAAAUUUGAUUUUUUGUCUCAAAUACGAAAUUCCAUUUGUAAAUCAGAUAAAAGAGGCGAAUACACCGUCGACACGUUGCCGAAAGGCGUACAAGCAGAGGACCGUGCAAGAGCAAGAAUCAUGAACAAAAUCCUUAAAGCUCUGUUCGUCUUUGGACUUAUAACUACAACGUAUAUCAAUGCUUCGGUGAAAUUUAUACAUCACAAUUAUGAAGAAAUGACAAAAGUCUUGAAAAACUAUUCCAAAUCUUGUGCGAACAUCUCAAGACUUCACAGCAUAGGAAGAUCGGUAGAAGGUCGGGAACUUUGGGUUUUUGAAAUUUCUGAUAAUCCUGGAAAACACGAGUUGACAGAACCAGAAUUCAAAUACGUUGGUAACAUGCAUGGUAACGAGGUUGUUGGUAGAGAAUUAUUACUACAUCUCAUUGCAUUGUUAUGUGAUAAUUACGGAAUAGAUCCAAUGUUAACCAAGCUAGUUAAUAGUACACGAAUGCAUAUACUGCCAUCCAUGAAUCCGGAUGGUUAUGAAAUGUCUUACGAAGGUGAUUGCACGGGUAUCACUGGUAGAAGAAAUGCAGAUAAUAUUGAUUUAAACAGAAACUUCCCAGAUCACUACCGAAAGACGAAGGACCCACCGGAAACUGAGACAAAGUUACUCAUGAAAUGGAUUCGAUCCAAUCCAUUCGUACUAUCAGCGAACCUUCACGGAGGAUCAGUGGUAGCUAAUUAUCCUCUUGAUGACUAUCCUCUUAAGUCACAUGACAGUAGCACACCUGAUAAUGAUGUCUUUAAGGAAAUUGCGUUGACUUACUCCAUGAACCACGCCACAAUGCAUUUCGGGCGGCCUUGCGCUGGUUACCCGGAUGAAAAAUUUAAGCUUGGUAUCACGAAUGGCGCACAAUGGUACAGUGUUGAAGGAGGAAUGCAGGACUACAACUACUUUAACAGUAACUGUUUUGAAAUCACGCUGGAGUUGAGUUGUUGUAAGUUCCCAUACGCCAGAGAGCUCGAAAAAUACUGGAUGGACAACAAGAAAGCUUUACUAGCGUUAAUAAAUAAGGUACAUUCGGGAAUAUAUGGUACAGUAAGGGACCUCAACGGUAAUCUGAUUAAAGGCGCAUUAAUAGAAGUCAAAGACGGACGUAAGAUAAUAAAAGUAACUGACCACGGUGAUUACUGGCGUUUGUUAAAUCCAGGAACUUACAAGGUUGAAGCGUCGCUCCCUGGGGGUCGUGGGAAAGUUUCAAAAAGCGUUAAGGUCGGUGCGAAGUAUGCUAGCAGAGUGGAUUUUGUACUCGAGUUACAGAGGGUGACAAAAUAUACAGUACUCGGACAGAAUCAAUUUCAUAAAUCAACAUCGCAACCAUCAGUUGUCGCCAUUGUAUUGUUAUCUGUAGCAGGAGUGUUACUGGUUGUUAUUGUGAUUAUGGUGUUGUACUAUCAUAAGUCACGUCACAACUAUAACUACUCAAAAAUGGAAUUUUCCUGAAUCGUGUGGACUGAACACUCAUCUUUCUUCUAACAUAACUAAAAUAGAUCUGACAGAGAGAAACGAUACAUGAUAUUUUUCAAAUGAAAAAUAUGAUGUAUCGUGAGAGUUGUAUAAUGUAAACAGUUAGAUGUAAUAAAGUUAUUGUAUUCAUGAAUGUAAAAAAAA